Calidris pugnax (ruff) is the source of this 1593-nucleotide messenger RNA. RefSeq names its product synaptotagmin 4 (gene SYT4). The transcript is spliced from 4 exons. Gene Ontology annotation, molecular function: calcium-dependent phospholipid binding; phosphatidylserine binding; clathrin binding. Bases 208 to 1485 code for a protein of 425 amino acids. Lineage: Eukaryota; Metazoa; Chordata; Aves; Charadriiformes; Scolopacidae. The record is from RefSeq and is a predicted model, not a curated record. Gene Ontology annotation, biological process: calcium-ion regulated exocytosis; regulation of dopamine secretion; regulation of calcium ion-dependent exocytosis. Gene Ontology annotation, cellular component: synapse; membrane; axon.
UUUUUUUACAAAAAAAAAAAAAAAAAGAACACGCUCGAACAGACAAGUGCCCGGGAGCUGUGAGAGCGGAGACCCGGAGAGAAAAGAAGCGUUCGGGGCCCUGGGCAGGUCUCUCGGUACCCGGGAGAGGCGGCUCCUGCUUCUCGGACGGCGGCUCCAGCACCGCGGACAGCGGCUCCAGCACCGCGGACAGCGGACAGCGCCAACAUGGCUCCGAUCGCGGCCAGCCGGCAGCAGUUCGAUGAAAUUCCUGCAGUUGUUGGGAUCUUUAGUGCAUUUGGCCUUGUCUUCUCUGUCUCCCUUUUUGCUUGGAUCUGCUGUCAACGUAAAUCUUCCAAAUCAAAUAAGACCCCUCCAUAUAAGUUUGUCCAUGUUCUGAAGGGGGUUGAUAUUUACCCUGAGAAUCUCAACAGUAAGAAGAAGUUCGGAGCAGAUGAUAAAAAUGAAGUGAAGAAUAAAUCAGCAACGCCAAAGAAUUCUCUCCAUCUUGACCUGGAGAAGAGAGAUCUAAAUGGCAACUUCCCCAAAACAGCCCCUAAAAUCCAGAGCUCUCCAGAUCUUGAAAAUUUGUCUCCUAAGCACUUUGCAGAAAGGAAGAAAGACUCAGUGUCUCCUGAUAGUUUAAAAUCCAUCACUUCCCUGUCAUCUGAAGAUAAACAAGACAAGCUAGGAACUCUCUUUUUCUCAUUAGAGUACAACUUUGAGAAAAAAGCAUUUGUAGUGAACAUCAAAGAAGCACGUGGGCUGCCAGCAAUGGAUGAACAGUCAAUGACUUCUGAUCCCUACAUCAAAAUGACAAUCCUGCCUGAGAAAAAGCACAAGGUGAAAACCAGAGUGCUGAGAAAAACCUUAGAUCCAGCUUUCGAUGAGACCUUCACAUUUUAUGGAAUCCCCUAUAGCCAAAUUCAGGACUUAACAUUGCACUUUAUGAUCCUGAGCUUUGACAGGUUUUCCAGAGAUGAUGUCAUUGGAGAAGUCCUCAUUCCCCUUGCAGGAAUUGAAUUGUCAGAAGGAAGACUGCUAAUGGACAGAGAGAUCAUCAAAAGAAAUGUUAGGAAAUCAUCUGGGCGUGGAGAAUUACUGAUCUCUCUCUGUUAUCAGUCUACAACAAACACGCUCACUGUGGUUGUUUUAAAAGCCAGGCAUCUACCUAAAUCUGAUGUGUCAGGAUUAUCAGACCCUUAUGUCAAAGUGAACCUGUACCAUGCUAAGAAGAGAAUUUCUAAAAAGAAAACCCAUGUGAAGAAAUGCACCCCCAAUGCAGUGUUCAAUGAAUUAUUUGUCUUUGACAUUCCUUGUGAGGGCCUUGAUGAUAUCAGCAUUGAAUUUUUGGUUUUAGAUUCAGAUAUGGGGUCAAGGAAUGAGGUCAUUGGCAGGUUAACCUUGGGAUCUUCAGCAGAAGGAACAGGUGGAGAGCACUGGAAAGAAAUUUGUGAAUAUCCGAGGAGACAAAUUGCCAAAUGGCAUAUGUUGUGUGAUGGUUAGCAGCUUAGAAAGGGUCAGAACUUGAAAAAAUAUAUGUAUUUCCAUAGGCAAGGAGCAGUUUUCUUUCUAUACUAUGUAUAAUUACAGGCUUGUAACUACAAGACUUUU